Prunus armeniaca (apricot) is the source of this 1014-nucleotide messenger RNA. NCBI's taxonomy places the organism in Eukaryota, Viridiplantae, Streptophyta, Magnoliopsida, Rosales, Rosaceae. The record is from the annotation of a GenBank genome assembly.
AUGGCGGCGACCAGCGGCGAUGUGGAGGCCGGCUUCGCCAAGCUUCAAGGCGAAGACUUUGAGUACUACAUGCAGACCUACUCCAUAAUACUGGGCCGGAAUUCCAAGAAAUCAACGGUGGACGUCGACCUCUCGAGCCUCGGCGGCGGCAUGAACAUUUCGCGCCACCACGCGCGAAUUUUCUACGAUUUCACACGGCGCCGUUUCGCGCUCGAGGUCCUCGGCAAGAACGGCUGCCUCGUCGAGGGCGUGCUCCACCUUCCCGGAAACGCGCCGGUCAAGCUCGACUCGCAAGACCUUCUUCAGAUCGGCGACAAGGAGUUCUAUUUUCUGUUGCCGGUGAGGAGUAUUCUCGGUGGGCCUGUGGGCCCCAGGCAUUACGCCGCCUCGGUGGCGGUGCCGAGCCCGGUGGGCCCGGCUCAUUACGGGUACCAUUCGGGUUCGGGGACCGGGCCGAUUGUGAAGAAGGGGAGGGGGAGGGAGUUUUAUGAGGAGGAGUAUGAGGAAGAGGAGGAUGUUGGUGGUGGUGGUGGUGGUGGUGGCGGUGGUGGGAGUGGGAGUGGGAAGAAGAUGAGGAGAGAAGGGUAUGAGGGUUUUGCGUAUGGUGGUGGGUCGGGUUCUGGGUCAGGCAAGGCCGGAGCUUUGGAGAAGAAGGGAGAUGGAAGAUCAAGGGUUGAUCGAGACACCGAUAAUCAGCAACUUCUGCAUUUGGAGGAAAAGGACGUUGUGUCAUCUGUUGCUACAGUGCUUUCUGAUCUUUGUGGUCCUGGAGAAUGGAUGCCUAUGGAGAAACUUCAUACUGAGUUGGUCGAGCAGUAUAGCAGCAUUUGGCAUCACACUCGAGUGCGGCGGUAUCUCACUUCUGAGGACUGGCCUGGCCCUGAGUCAAAAGGGAAGCCAUGGUACGGCUUGCUUAUGUUGCUAAGAAAAUACCCAGAACACUUUGUCAUCAACACGAGGUCCAAGGGCCGUGUAACGCUGGAAUUUGUUUCCCUCGUCUCUCUGCUUUCAUAA